AUGAAGUUCGCCAUCACAGCAAUUGUUUUAUUCUUAUUUCUAGCUGACUUUGGUAGAGCCCAACCUGGGGUCUUUGACAUAUCAAAAUUUGGCGGAGCACCAAAUGCAGAUAUAACUUCGGCAUUCUUAAGUGCUUGGAAAGAAGCAUGUGCAUCAACAACUCCAGCCAAAAUUGUGAUUCCUGCUGGUACAUACAAGAUGAACGCCGUUGAUGUCAAAGGUCCUUGCAAGGCUCCUAUUGAAGUUCGAGUUGAUGGCACAAUUCAAGCACCUCCAAACCCUGAUGACCUCAAGGGGGCCGAUCAAUGGAUCAAGUUUGGAUAUGUUGACUUUUUCACCUUAUCAGGCAAUGGAAUUUUCGAUGGUCAAGGUACAACUGCUUGGAAGCAAAAUGAUUGUGCGUCAGACACUAAUUGCAAGAAGCUUUCAAUGAAUUUUGGUUUUAAUUUUCUCAAACAUUCAGUUGUCCGAGACAUUACAACUAAGGACAGCAAAUACUUUCAUGUGAAUGUUUUGGGAUGCAACAAUUUUACAUUUGAUGGCUUCAAAGUUACGGCCCCUGCAGAGAGCUUUAACACUGAUGGAAUCCACAUUGGAAGAUCAAUUGAUGUGAAGGUUCUUAACACAAACAUUGGUACCGGAGACGACUGCAUCUCAUUGGGUGAUGGGAGUAAACAAAUAACUGUCCAAAAUGUGAAUUGUGGACCUGGUCAUGGUAUUAGUGUUGGAAGCCUUGGGAAGUACCCAAAUGAAGAACCCGUUGAAGGUUUACGUGUUAAGAAUUGCACUUUGACUGACACUGACAAUGGUGUUAGGAUCAAGACCUGGCCUAGCGCCCCUGGAACAUCUCAUGCCACUGAUAUGCAUUUUGAAGAUAUUACUGUUGUUAAUGUUAAGAACCCUAUCAUCAUAGACCAAGAGUACUGUCCAUGGAACACGUGCAACAAGCAGACUCCAUCAAAAGUAAAGAUAAGCAAGGUUUCCUUCAAGAACAUUAAGGGCACUUCAGGAACUCCAGAAGGGCUGAUUCUUAUUUGCAGCAGUGGUACCCCUUGUGAGGGUGUUGAGUUAAGCAAUGUUGAUCUCACGUUCAAUGGAGCCCCAGCAACCGCUAAAUGUGCCAAUGUCAAGCCCGUAAUUACGGGCAAAGCUCCUACUUGUGCAGCUUAG
Molecule: messenger RNA, 1170 nt
Organism: Gastrolobium bilobum
Lineage: Eukaryota; Viridiplantae; Streptophyta; Magnoliopsida; Fabales; Fabaceae
Product: polygalacturonase-like
Exons: 4
Coding region: 1-1170 (389 amino acids)
Biological process (GO): carbohydrate metabolic process
Molecular function (GO): polygalacturonase activity
Source: RefSeq, a predicted model, not a curated record